AGGGACUCCACCAUGGCAGAGCGGAGGGGAAACUGGCAGAAAGAAGAGGACGACCUACCGGUUUAUCUCGCCCGACCCGGUUCGGCCAACCAGACUCCCCGGCAGAAAUACGGCGGCUUGUUCUGCAGCGUCGAGGACGCCUUUGAGAGUAAAACCAUAGACUUUGAUGCCCUCAGCGUCGGGCAGAAGGGGUCUCGAACCCCAAGGACCGCCAAGCGAGAGACCCACCAGGAAGAGACGAGCACGGUAAGAGGCGACAAGAGCCCUGCUGGUGUGGAAAGUCCUGCAGCAGAUAGCCAGGGAUGGAAAGACUCGACUCAAGUCGACAUCAGAGUCAGCAGAGGUAAAGAAGUGCUGCAGAACCUCGAAGAUGAGAAGAGCGACAGGCUUCUGAUCAAAGGCGGGAGGAUUGUGAACGAUGACCAGUCCUUUCAUGCUGAUAUCUACAUGGAGGAUGGCCUCAUUAAGCAAAUUGGAGACAACCUGAUCGUGCCUGGAGGGGUGAAGACCAUCGAGGCCAAUGGGAAGAUGGUAAUUCCCGGCGGCAUUGAUAUCCACACCCACUUCCAGAUGCCAUACCGUGGAACCACAACCGUGGAUGACUUUGCUCAGGGAUCAAAAGCCGCCCUCGCUGGUGGCACGACCAUGAUCGUGGACCAUGUGAUCCCAGAGCCUGGCACCAGCCUGAUAGAGGCCUAUGACCAGUGGAGGCAGUGGGCUGAUGAGAAAACCAGCUGUGACUACGCUCUCAAUGUGGAUAUCACCCACUGGAAUGACAGCGUAAAGCAAGAGGUGGAUAAUCUCAUCAAAGAGAAAGGUGUGAAUUCGUUCCAGGUCUACAUGGCCUAUAAGGACUACUACCAGAUAAGCAACAGUGAGCUCUAUGAGGUUUUUACCUUCCUGGCAGAGAGGGGAGGCAUUGCUCAGGUCCAUGCUGAAAAUGGCGAAAUCAUUGCAGAGGAGCAAGCUCGGAUGCUGCAGAUGGGUAUUACUGGACCAGAGGGACAUGUGCUGAGCAGGCCAGAGGAGCUGGAGGCUGAGGCGGUGUUUCGUGCCAUCACCAUCGCCAGCCAAACCAACUGUCCUCUCUAUGUGACCCGGGUCAUGAGCAAGAGUGCAGCUGACAUCAUCUCACAGGCCCGCAAAAAAGGAAAUGUGGUGUUUGGGGAGCCAAUCACAGCCAGCCUUGGGACUGAUGGGACACAUUACUGGAGCAAGAACUGGGCCAAAGCAGCUUCUUUUGUUACAUCACCUCCUCUUAGCCCUGAUCCCACCACUCCAGACUAUCUGAACACAUUGCUGGCCAGUGGAGACCUGAGCGUGACUGGCAGUGCUCACUGUACCUUUAGCGUGGCCCAGAAAGCCAUUGGCAAGGACGACUUCACUCAGAUCCCAGAAGGUGUCAAUGGAGUGGAGGAAAGGAUGACACUUAUCUGGGAUAAAGCUGUGACCACAGGUAAGAUGGAUGAGAAUAUGUUUGUGGCCGUCACCAGCACCAAUGCAGCCAAGAUCCUUAACCUGUACCCUCGCAAGGGUCGGAUUGCUGUGGGCUCGGAUGCCGACCUGGUCAUCUGGGACACAGACUCCAUUCGCACAAUCACUGCCAAGACACACAACUCGGCUGCCGAGUACAACGUCUUCGAGGGCAUGGAGCUCCGUGGAGCCCCCCUGGUGGUGAUAUGCCAGGGUAAGAUCGUCCUGGAAGAUGGGAAUCUUCAUGUCACCUCCGGAGUGGGCCGCUUCAUUCCCUGCUCCCCCUUCCCUGACUUUGCCUAUAAGCGUGUUAAAGCCAGGAAGCAGCUGGCAGUCCUGAGGGCAGUGCCCAGGGGAAUGUACGAUGGCCCAGUGUCCGAAUUCUCCAUGUCCCGUGGUGGCACCCCUUCGGCAUCGGCACGCACUUCUCCCACCAAACAGCCUGUCAGAAACCUGCAUCAGUCUGGAUUUAGUCUAGCAGGUAACCCUGCACUAUGCGGUCCCCCCACCCCAGAUGAAGUCCCCAUCAGGCCUGCUGGCCGUCGUAUUGUAGUGCCCCCCGGUGGCCGUUCCAACAUCACGUCUCUCAGCUAAACAGCAGGAAGACAAGGAGACGCUCCCAUAAUAAAACAGUCAGAGUGCAAGAUUGUGGGUGGGAGGGAAACGGGGAGGGAUGGAGGAGAUGCAGGGGACCAUGAUUAGUUCAAAUUUUAAGAAGCAAAACACUGAAUCCUCAUGCCUUACCUGUCACAAUGCUACUAUGCUCGGAUGAGAAUUGUAUCCUUUUUCCUUGGGAGAGUUGAAGUGGUCAGGAAUCACCACUAAAGCACAUUACACCGCAUCUAAAACAUCUUCUUCUUGGUACUUUGAUCGUGUAGGAAUACAUGAGUAAAUCUUUGCAUCAUCACAUUAAACCAAGAAAGAAAGCAAACUAUGUUCUCAAAGGAAAAUGGAUAACGAUUUCUCUGAAUGAUGCUAUUGUUCUUUAUCCUGUUUGGCUUUCAAUGUCACCCCCUUUUUUCAGUAGCCUGCUUUACUCCAUAGUCAGCAAAACAUAACACUAGCUCCUGCGUUAGCCAGGUAUUAUCAUACAGUUCCAUUGAUUAGCUCUAGGUGGCAUUGUAUAUAUGGUAGAUGUAAUGUAGCUUUGUGAAUGAUGUUGUUGCAGCCUGUUUGGGUUUACUGGACCAAGCAAAAUGUAUUUAUCAAAUCCGAGAGUGGGAGGGCUGUUGGACAUGGACCUGCAUGGGCCACAUUGACAUGGGCGACGUGAUCCGUGAUCCUUUUCCGCCUCCACCUCUGAGGUGUUUGAUGAGUACCAUUUCCAUGAUAUACUGUUCUGAUUAUUGAUGUUUUAAAGAAAAAAAAUAAAGAAGAUAAGACACGUCUGCUUAAGACAAGUGGAGACAAAAGAUUAGAAAGAGGAAGUAUGAGAAGGAUUUUACUAUUCUUUAUUCCCAAAAGGUUUAUGUCAGUUUAUAUUUCCUGCACUUCAUCAUUGCCCCUUAAGAAAAACAUUGCAAAAAAAACCAUCCUUUGCAUUUGCUUCUAUUGUACUGGCUGCUCCUAUAAUCCUAAAAGCAUCAUGGCAGACAAAAAAAUGAGAACCUGAUCACAAAAAGAAAGAAUUAACCAUCCCUUGUUAGCGCAACUAUAACUUGUAAUGAAGAGCUUUAUAGCUCGGGGUACCUAAGAUUAGAUGCAAUGACAUGUUUAAAAAAUAACAAAAACCUGCUUUCAGAUAAAAGCGCUUUAAGUGACCUCCAGCUUUACUUUCUCAUUCCUAACCUACUGGGCUCUCAUAUGAGGACAAGAGGAAAACCAUCAUUCUCUUGUCACUGCAGCACAACCUUCUAAUAAAACAAUCAGUGUACCCAACAUCAGCCGUGAAAAUAAGCGUGCCUAAUACUGAUCAUGUUGAGUCGGGGUGGGGGGGGGGGUGCAUUAGAGCUUUUUAUGUGUCUGCUGUUUCCUGAUAAGGCAGAGGAUUAUAGUGCAGUAAAGGAAGCUGUUCUUGUUCUGUUGUUGCCCCCUUGUGGGGGAAUGUUGGAAAGAGACCCUGUUUUUAUUUGGCAGACUGAGUGGUGGUUUGAUGUAUUUAUGUUGACAACCUUUAUUACUGUUUUUAUGUUUUUUUUUUACUGUUGUAUCAAGACCCAGAGAUGGCAGGUCAAACAUAAGGUGUGGAAGUUUGAAUUUGUUUCCUGAAUAAACAUGAGUUGCAACUGA
This is a messenger RNA of Melanotaenia boesemani (Boeseman's rainbowfish), 3702 nucleotides long. RefSeq names its product dihydropyrimidinase like 3 (gene dpysl3). Gene Ontology annotation, cellular component: cytosol; cytoplasm. Gene Ontology annotation, molecular function: hydrolase activity, acting on carbon-nitrogen (but not peptide) bonds, in cyclic amides. Gene Ontology annotation, biological process: actin crosslink formation. Bases 13 to 2067 code for a protein of 684 amino acids. NCBI's taxonomy places the organism in Eukaryota, Metazoa, Chordata, Actinopteri, Atheriniformes, Melanotaeniidae. The transcript is spliced from 14 exons. The record is from RefSeq and is a predicted model, not a curated record.